UAUUCCUUAUAUUAUACUUGAAGAAACUGAAUAUAAACUAAGAGAUACUAUCAGUAUCAAAGAGAAGGAAAGAAUUGAAUUGAAACAAGAAAUAUCAAUGGCUCAAAUAACUGAGGUAGAAUCAUUGUCUGUUCAAAAUGAUACUGAAUCAAUUAAAGAAGUUGAGGAAGAGCCACUUUAUGAAGAGUUGACUGUAUUGAGGUCUCAGUUUAAUGAGAUACAAAAAGAAAACAAAAAAUUGUCAGACAAAUUAUCAAAAAUGAAGGUUGAAUAUUUGCGAUCACUUACUAGUAAUACUGAUUCAGCUGCUAACAAAUUGAGAAGAGGUCUGUUUUUUGAAAUUGAUGACUGCAAAUUUCAUCUUAAAGCAAUGACAAGACCAGACUAUCAACCAUUAGUAGAUAACAAAAGAAUAAUAGAGAAAUUACGAGAAAGAAUAACAUUAAUGAAUAUCGAACUAAUUACUGAAAGAGAACACAAUGAGAAGAUUAUAAAAGAUAUUAGAGAUCAUUUGAAAGAAAUUGAGGAGAGAAGACAGAGAAAAAAGAAACAAGAAACUGAAGAAGAUAUACUUGAACUCUCAUUAUAUUGUAAUCAUCCUGUUACUGGUGAAUUAAUGGAGUCAAAACUUAAAGUUCAUAAAGAUGAAUUACUACCCAGUGUACUGGAUAAAGCUUAUGAGUUAAUGGAAUUAGCCCCUCAUAUUCCUAUUGAGAGAUGUCGUUUAGUUAAAUAUGAUUAUUUGAAUAAAGUAAUGGAACAGUCCUUUGAUGAGUUUCAACAUCAAACUAUUGGACAGAUUGUAGGUAGGGCUGGAAAUUAUUGCUUAUUCUUAGAAACUUGUAAAGAAAAUGAAACCUUUAAGAAAUAUACUUAUCGAG
Messenger RNA from Amphimedon queenslandica, 881 nucleotides. Its product is annotated as ubiquitin carboxyl-terminal hydrolase 47-like. The record is from RefSeq and is a predicted model, not a curated record. The annotation marks the transcript as partial. The transcript is spliced from 9 exons. NCBI's taxonomy places the organism in Eukaryota, Metazoa, Porifera, Demospongiae, Haplosclerida, Niphatidae.